Musa acuminata subsp. malaccensis (wild Malaysian banana) is the source of this 2375-nucleotide messenger RNA. RefSeq names its product mitogen-activated protein kinase kinase kinase 1. Gene Ontology annotation, biological process: protein phosphorylation. Lineage: Eukaryota; Viridiplantae; Streptophyta; Magnoliopsida; Zingiberales; Musaceae. The record is from RefSeq and is a predicted model, not a curated record. Gene Ontology annotation, molecular function: protein kinase activity; ATP binding.
GCCUCCUUCGGGUCAGCGGUGGAGCAUAGAGCCUCUUCUCGUCCCUUUCCGUCGCGUGGUUUAUUACUCGUAAAACUCGUACCUUUGAAGUUUCCAAAGCUCGGCCCUUUGAGCUCCACCAGAUCCGUCCUUUGACCAGAAUUCCCCUUCUUUCCCCUUCUUUCUUCUCCUUUUUCCGCUCCCUUUCCGCUUUUCCGUGCUUCCUCUGCUGCAAAGAUUGGAUCUUCUGACACCAUGAGCUCCGAUCACCUUUAGAACAUCUUCUUCCCGUUUCUUCUUUGUGAUGGGAUUUGUUCCGUCCUGCAACCAUGCUGUUCUGGAGCCAUAAAAGAGGCGCCUUCCGAUUGGGGCGCGGGGCGAUGGACUCCAAACAGCGGCUGCAGCACGAGCAGCAGGAGAUGAGACGGCCGCCCCGGCUAGACAGGCGCAACGCCGCCAAAAACUUCGAUUACGGGGUGGAGGCGGCGGCUGCCGGUGGCGUGUCGUGGUCCUCCUCUUCCUCUUCCUGUUCAGCCUCGUCGGACGAGUCGCCCCCGCUUCGUCCCACCCGAUCGCUGGACCUUCCGUACUCCAACCAGACCAGCUUCCGGAUUGGGGGCAUCGAGGGCGAGGUGGAGAUCCUCUGCCGUAGCCUCGGCCUCUCCGGGCCCGAGGAUUUCGCCAUUUCUCUGCCCGCAUGGGAGGCGCGCAAGGCGCUAUCCUCCUCCGACCUCCUCCACAGGAGAUCCCCACUCUCUCAUCCCGAUAGCGCAACCCAUGAAGACCCCACCUUUGCAUCUCAAUCAGCCACCUUGGCGUCGGAUUCACCGCCUACUUUUCACUCUUCCGCGUCCAUCGAAGAACCCACAGGACGUCACGAUGUGGAGGAGAACGAACCUGCGAAGAAUUCCUGCGAUACUUCCAUGGAAAUCACGGUCGCGGGUGAUGAAGCUGUCAGGAAUUCCGUCCCAUCUUUUGAACCUAGGGGAGGUGAUGGAGGAAUCCGAGGUGUUCGGCCAUCGAUUCUUGCUCCUCCGGCAACUCUUACACCGCCGCAGAUAAACUUGGCGCCCCUCACUCCACCACCGGCACUCCCACCGCCUCCAUACAUGUCCUUGCCAGCCAUUGACGGGAUGGAUUCAGCUUGGGACAUAGUGAGGUCUUUCGCUCCGGAGGACAAAGAUAAUACUUUUGGUGCCUGCGAUGACGAUGAAACGGAUGAAGAAGACAACACAAUAGAAGCAGAAGGAGAGGAAGAGUUGGUGGAGCUGAGGUUGGGGGAGACCUCCGAGGGCUUCACCGGGACUUCAUCCUACUCCACCAUGAAUGUUGAUGAUGAUAAAUCCAGUAUGAGUACUGAAACAAUGCUCAUAGUUUCACCAAAUGGCAAGUUCAAGAGGAACAUCAAGUCAUGGAUGCGAGGUCGACUUCUAGGGAGUGGUUCCUAUGGAAUGGUGUACGAAGGGAUCAGUGAUGUAGGUGUAUUUUUUGCUGUUAAAGAGGUAUCUUUGCUUGACCAAGGAAGUAAUGCUCAACAGUGCAUUCUUCAACUUGAGCAGGAGAUUAUGCUAUUAAGCCAAUUUGAACAUCAAAACAUAGUCCAGUACUAUGGAACAGACAAGGAGGAAGCAAAGCUGUUCAUCUUCCUUGAACUUAUCACACAGGGCUCCCUUGCAUCUCUAUACCAAAAGUAUCGUCUACAAGAUACCCAAGUUUCUGCAUACACCCGACAAAUUUUAUAUGGUCUAAAAUAUCUUCAUGAGCGAAAUGUAGUGCACAGAGAUAUAAAAUGUGCUAACAUACUGGUUCAUGCAAAUGGCUCUGUAAAGCUUGCUGAUUUUGGAUUGGCUAAAGAGAUAACCAAGUUCAAUGUGCUCAAAUCAUGCAAGGGAAGUGUUUACUGGAUGGCUCCUGAGGUUGUAAAUCCUAGAAAGACAUAUGGACCUGCUUGCGAUAUAUGGAGCCUCGGAUGCACGGUUCUGGAGAUGCUGACACGUCAGAUUCCUUAUCCUAAUCUUGAGUGGACACAAGCUUUAUUUAGGAUUGGCCGCGGUGAACAGCCUCCGAUUCCGAGCUACCUAUCCAGAGACGCCCAAGAUUUCAUCAGCCAAUGCGUGAAACCUAACCCGAGCGAUCGGCCAUCUGCUUCCCAAUUGUUAGAACACCCAUUUGUGAAGUGGUCACUGUCAGUUUCUGCAGUCUCUUGAGUUAUCUUCCGACAGUUUCGACUUGCGGAAAUAGUUGUGCAAUAGAUACGUUUCAAGGAUGCCAUCAGCACUCAUUUCGUUGAAUGAAUGGGUGGAUGCUUGCCUGAUUUGAAGCAAAGCAUUGCUUGCAGGACUUGAUUGCUGAAAGAUCGAUAGAUCAAGACAGACAAAAGUGUUCGGAGUGUGAAA